This is a messenger RNA of Lonchura striata (white-rumped munia), 6186 nucleotides long. NCBI's taxonomy places the organism in Eukaryota, Metazoa, Chordata, Aves, Passeriformes, Estrildidae. The record is from RefSeq and is a predicted model, not a curated record.
AGCCUCCAGGAGUCGAAGGAGAGGGAGGUUCUGGCCCUAAAAAGUCUCUCCUUGGGACUUCACACUCUCCACCCAACAGCUGGGCGCGGCUGGCCCGGCAGCAGAAUGAGAGGAUGGCCAGCCUGCCGCACAUCCCGGGCCCCGAGAACCUGCGCCCCUUCACCCCGGCCUCGCUGGCCGCCAUCGAGCAGCGCAUGGCCGAGGCUGAGGCGCUCCGGAUAAAGCGGCAGCACGUGGAGAUGCCUGAGGAAGAGGAGGUCAAGCCCAGCAGUGACCUGGAAGCCGGCAAGAACUUGCCCCUCAUCUAUGGUGACCCACCCGUGGAGCUCAUCGGGACCCCCCUGGAGGACCUGGACCCUUUCUACAAGGACAAGAAGACGUUCAUAGUUCUCAACAAGGGCAAGUCCAUCUUCCGCUUCUCGGCCACCCCUGCCCUCUACAUGCUGGGGCCCUUCAACCCCAUCCGCAGAGGAGCCAUCAAAGUCCUCAUCCAUUCAUUAUUCAGCAUGUUCAUCAUGAUCACCAUUUUAACCAACUGCGUGUUUAUGACGAUGAGCAACCCUCCAGCAUGGUCCAAGAACGUGGAAUACGCCUUCACUGGCAUCUACACCUUCGAGUCUCUCAUCAAGAUCCUGUCAAGAGGCUUCUGCAUCGAUGACUUCACAUUCCUGCGGGACCCCUGGAACUGGCUGGACUUCAUGGUCAUCUCCAUGGCCUACAUCACCGAGUUUGUGGACCUGGGGAACAUCUCCGCUCUCAGGACCUUCCGUGUGCUCCGUGCCUUGAAAACCAUCACGGUGAUACCAGGGCUGAAGACGAUUGUGGGGGCUCUGAUCCAGUCAGUGAAGAAGCUCUCGGAUGUGAUGAUCCUCACAGUUUUCUGCCUGAGCGUCUUUGCCCUCAUCGGCCUCCAGCUCUUCAUGGGCAACCUGCGGCAGAAGUGCGUGCGCUGGCCUCCCCCCAACAGCACCUUCCUGCAGGACCUGGGGCUGGACAACGACACCUCGGUCAACUCAACCUCCUACGACUUCAUGGAUGACUUCACUGGGAACUUCACCGGGAACUUCACCGGGAACAGCACCUUUGACUUUGAGGCCUACAUCAGCGAUGAAGCCAAUUUUUACUUCCUGGAGGGAGCCCUGGAUGCCCUGCUCUGCGGGAACAGCAGCGACGCUGGGAAGUGCCCCGAGGGCUACGAGUGCAUGAAGGCCGGGAGGAACCCCAACUAUGGCUACACCAGCUACGACACCUUCAGCUGGGCCUUCCUGGCCCUUUUCCGCCUCAUGACCCAGGACUUCUGGGAGAACCUCUUCCAGCUGACACUGAGGGCAGCAGGGAAAACCUACAUGAUCUUCUUCGUGGUGGUGAUCUUCCUGGGCUCCUUCUACCUCAUCAACCUCAUCCUGGCCGUGGUGGCCAUGGCUUAUGCUGAGCAGAACGACGCCACCAUGCUGGAGGAGCAGCAGAAGGAGGAGGAAUUCCAGCAGCUCAUGGAGCAGCUGAAGAAGCAGCAAGAGGAGCAGGAAAGGCUGUUGCAGGAGCGCUCGUCCAGCAGCAAUUCCCUGCCCAGCAGCGUGGCCGGGAAGGGGCAGGACUCAGACCUCAACAGUGACCAGGACAAGGCCAAGGACUGCAACGGGCAGGUGGUGCCCAAGAUCACCCUGCAGCGAUCCGACACCGUGAUUGAUUUCAACCUCACCCAUGAGCCGGAGAAGCCAGACCUCAACCACCUCACUGUGGGCAACCAAGAUGGGCCAGGGCUGGAGAAGAGGGUGGGAAGUGCUAUCAGUGUCAUCUCCAAUGCUGUGGAAGAGCUGGAAGAAGCUCACCAGAAAUGCCCACCCUGGUGGUACAAAUUUGCCCACACAUUCCUGGUCUGGAAUUGCUGCCGUCCAUGGGUGAAGCUGAAGGAGUUUGUCAAGCUGGUAGUGAUGGACCCCUUUGUGGACCUGGGCAUCACCAUCUGCAUCGUGCUCAACACUCUCUUCAUGGCCAUGGAGCACUACCCCAUGACGGAAGAGUUCGAGAACGUGCUGACCGUGGGGAACCUGGUCUUUACAGGGAUCUUCACGGCAGAGAUGGUCCUGAAGCUCAUUGCUCUGGAUCCCUAUGAGUAUUUCCAGCAGGGAUGGAACAUCUUUGACAGCUUCAUCGUCACUCUGAGCCUGGUGGAGCUGGGCUUGGCCAAUGUGCAGGGGCUCUCCGUGCUCCGCUCCUUCCGCCUGCUGAGGGUUUUCAAACUGGCCAAGUCCUGGCCCACUCUCAACAUGCUCAUCAAGAUCAUCGGCAACUCCGUGGGUGCCCUGGGCAACCUCACGCUGGUUCUGGCCAUCAUCGUCUUCAUCUUCGCCGUGGUGGGGAUGCAGCUCUUCGGCAAGAGCUACAUCGAGUGCGUGUGCAAGAUCUCGGUGGACUGCACCCUGCCCCGCUGGCACAUGAACGACUUCUUCCACUCCUUCCUCAUCGUCUUCCGCAUCCUCUGCGGGGAGUGGAUCGAGACCAUGUGGGACUGCAUGGAGGUGGCCGGCCAGACCAUGUGCCUCAUCGUCUUCAUGAUGGUCAUGGUCAUCGGCAACCUCGUGGUGCUAAACCUGUUCCUGGCUCUGCUGCUGAGCUCCUUCAGCGCCGACAGCCUGGCAGCGUCGGACGAUGAUGGGGAGAUGAACAACCUGCAGAUCGCCAUCGGCCGCAUCACCCGCGGCAUCGCCUUCGCCAAGGCCUCACUCCUGGCGCUGCUGCGCCGGCUCUGGAAGGGCAAGAAGGUGGCACCAGAGGAAGAACAGGACCCCAGCAAGAGGGACAACUCUGUGCUCAACCACGUGGACACGGCCCUGGAGCCCAAGUCAGGGUACCUGGAUGGCAUCACGGGCAAGGAGCACAUUUUCAUGGAUGAGCUGGACCACAUGAAUUUCAUCAACAACCCCAACCUGACAGUGCAGGUCCCCAUUGCCUCUGAGGAGUCUGACCUCUAUGAGGAGACCAGCACCCAGUCUGACACCGAGGACACCACCAAGGGAGUCCCUCUGAACCCCCUGUCCAGCGAUGCCUCGUCCGUGUGCAGCACGGUGGAUUACAAACCCCCCGCGCCGGAGGAGGAGGAAGUGGCAGAGGUGGCUGAGGAGAGCAACGAGCCCGAGGAGUGUUUCACUGAGGGCUGUGUGAAGAGGUUCCCCUGCCUCUACGUGGACAUCACCAGUGAGAAGGGGAAGAUUUGGUGGAACCUCAGGAAAACCUGCUUCCGCAUUGUGGAGCACGACUGGUUCGAGACCUUCAUCGUCUUCAUGAUCCUCCUCAGCAGUGGGGCACUGGCUUUCGAGGACAUCUACAUCGAGCAGCGCAAGGUGAUCCGCACCAUCCUGGAAUAUGCAGACAAGGUCUUCUCCUACAUCUUCGUCAUCGAGAUGCUGCUCAAGUGGGUGGCCUAUGGCUUCAAGGUGUACUUCACCAAUGCCUGGUGCUGGCUGGAUUUCCUCAUUGUGGAUGUGUCCCUGGUCAGUCUGACAGCAAACUGGCUGGGAUAUUCCGAGCUGGGAGCCAUCAAAUCCCUGCGGACACUGAGGGCUCUGCGACCCCUGCGUGCUCUGUCCCGGUUUGAGGGCAUGAGGGUGGUGGUGAAUGCCCUGCUGGGUGCCAUCCCCUCCAUCAUGAACGUCCUUCUGGUCUGCCUCAUCUUCUGGCUGAUCUUCAGCAUCAUGGGCGUGAACCUGUUUGCAGGGAAGUACUACAGGUGCGUCAACACCACCACCGGGGAGCUCUUCGACAUCGACGUGGUCAACAACAAGAGCGACUGCAUGGCCCUGCUCUACACCAACGAGGUCAGAUGGGUCAACGUCAAGGUCAACUUUGACAACGUGGGCUUGGGAUACCUGUCCUUGCUGCAGGUGGCAACCUUCAAAGGCUGGAUGGACAUCAUGUAUGCGGCCGUGGACUCACGUGAGAUUGAAGAGCAGCCACAGUAUGAGAUCAACCUCUACAUGUACAUCUACUUCGUCAUCUUCAUCAUCUUUGGUGCCUUCUUCACUCUGAACCUCUUCAUAGGCGUCAUCAUCGACAACUUCAACCAGCAGAAGAAAAAGUUUGGAGGCAAAGACAUCUUCAUGACAGAAGAGCAGAAGAAAUACUACAACGCCAUGAAGAAGCUGGGCUCCAAGAAACCCCAGAAGCCCAUCCCCAGGCCAGCGAACAAAUUCCAAGGGAAGGUGUUUGACUUUGUUACCAAACAAGUGUUUGACAUCACCAUCAUGAUCCUGAUUUGCCUGAACAUGGUGACCAUGAUGGUGGAAACAGAUGACCAGAGCGAGCUCAAAACCUCUGUCCUCUACAAGAUAAACCUGGUCUUCAUCGUCAUCUUCACUGGGGAGUGCGUGCUCAAGAUGUUCGCCCUGCGCCACUACUUCUUCACUGUGGGCUGGAAUAUCUUCGACUUCGUGGUAGUUAUCCUCUCCAUCCUAGGUAUCGUCCUCUCAGACAUCAUCGAGAAGUACUUUGUGUCCCCCACCCUCUUCAGGGUCAUCCGGCUGGCGAGGAUCGGCCGCGUGCUGCGGCUGAUCCGGGGAGCCAAAGGCAUCCGGACGCUCCUCUUUGCCCUGAUGAUGUCCCUGCCCGCCCUGUUCAACAUCGGCCUCCUGCUCUUCCUCGUCAUGUUCAUCUACUCCAUCUUCGGCAUGUCCAACUUCGCCUACGUCAAGAAGGAGUCAGGCAUUGAUGACAUCUUCAACUUCGAAACCUUUGGGAACAGCAUCAUCUGCCUCUUCCAGAUCACCACGUCGGCGGGGUGGGAUGGGCUCCUCAACCCCAUCCUCAACAGCGGCCCCCCGGACUGCGACCCCGAGCUGGAGAACCCCGGGAGUUCGGUGAAAGGAGACUGUGGGAACCCCGCCAUCGGCAUCUUCUUCUUCUGCAGCUACAUCAUCAUCUCCUUCCUCAUCGUGGUGAACAUGUACAUCGCCAUCAUCCUGGAGAACUUCAGCGUGGCCACGGAGGAGAGCAGCGAGCCCCUCUGUGAAGAUGAUUUUGAAAUGUUUUAUGAAACUUGGGAGAAGUUUGACCCAGACGCCACCCAGUUCAUUGCCUACAGCACCUUGUCUGACUUUGUGGACACCUUGCAGGAGCCACUCAGAGUUCCCAAGCCCAACAAGAUCAAACUCAUCACCAUGGAUCUACCAAUGGUUGCUGGGGACAAAAUCCACUGCCUGGACAUCCUCUUUGCCCUGACUAAGGAAGUGCUGGGAGACUCGGGAGAGAUGGAUGCCCUGAAGGCCACCAUGGAGGAGAAGUUCAUGGCUGCCAACCCCUCGAAGGUUUCCUAUGAACCCAUCACCACCACCCUGAAGAGGAAACACGAGGAGGUGUGUGCUACCAAGAUCCAGAGGGCUUUCCGGAGGUAUCUCCUGAGGCGCUCGGUGAAGCAGGCGUCCUACAUGUACAGGCACAGCCAGGACACCCUGGGCGAGGACGCGCCCGAGAAGGAAGGGCUGAUAGCCACCAAAAUGCAGGAGAUCUAUGGGAACAGUGGGACAGAUGUGGAGACUGCCCCUGCCUUGGGCCUCAAGCCCAUUCCCAGCUCAGAGACACCCCAGGAUGCUCCUGAGGAAGCACAGGCGUGGGGUAAGGAACACGUGGUGAAAGAGUCGCUGGUGUAACACAAGGAGAUUCCACCUCUGACCCAGCCUGAAGAGACUUCAUUUGUAUCUCCUGUUCAAAGCUCUUCCAUGCACAGAUCUCUAGAUCUUAGAUACUGAGCUAAUUUCAGAUAUUUCAAGAAACCACCUUGAAUUUCAAAACAGGAUCUCCUCCUGAUCCUGGGUUUUACCGCCCACUGCACUUGCAAAGAGUUAAAUUCUUUUUCUUAUGAGAACUCAAAUGUGAAAUCUGUUGUCGGUGAAAGAGAAACCAGUUAGUUUUGAAAUAAUCUCAUCACGGUAACGAUGGUUUUCAGGCGUGAACAGAAGAGUAUGGUUGUCCUUUCACUUAAAGUAAUUAUUUAUUAAUGUUAUUUCACAAUUAAGAGAUUUUCCUGUAUUUUAUUCUUCCAGAGUGCAGCCAGGCAACCAGUUGAGCCAAGUGAAAUAAUAUUAAGAAUAAUUACAGAAAACAGAAGGUUUUGUGAACAAAAAUCUCCAAAGUCUUAAAGUAGCACCUUUCUUUUGAACUUCUGAAUAAGCUUGAUGAUUAUUUUUUGUUACA